AAGAAAAAUAUCAGCAUAAAAUGGUGUUAUAUUGUUUUGUGGAAGGCUGCGUAUCGAGAAAAUAUAAAAAAGGGGAAAUAAAUGACUCCAGCCUGCAGUUUCACGGAUUUCCAAGCUGUCCAGCAAUACGUACAAAGUGGGUCGAGGCUUUUCAUAAUUUAAACAGUCAAGAAAUUGCUUCAUGCUUGCCAAAAACCAGCAGAAUCUGCAAGUUGCAUUUUUCCUCUGACUGCUUUGAGCAAUUCGGAUUCUCUUCCAUUCGUUUGAAACCAAAUUCUGUACCGAGUAUAUUUCCACGUGCUCGCAAACAAAGUGCUAAAUUCUCAAAGCUUGUCUUGGAAGCAUCGACGAAUAUUAUCGAUAAGCAAGUAGAAGCAUCAAUCAAAGAGAUUGAUUUAGCCAAAUUAUUUGAUGAUGAGGUGCAAAUGGAAAAUUUGUCAGAAGAAGUUCAAGAUGUUUCUCCCAUUCACAAUGAUCAUGAUGAAAUGAUGAAUUUCAAAAAGGAUAAUGUCAUCAAAGGCAUAAUCCAAACUCCAAAGAAGUUACUUCGCUAUCCUGGUGAUAUUAACGACAAUAUUUUACAAAAUAUUACGCCAAGGACAAGUAUACGCAUAAUAAAAAUGCUGAAGAAAGAGUGUCAGAAAAAGGAUAAAAUCAUCAAACGUUGCCGAACUCAACAAAAUCGCCAGAAGAAAAAAAUUGAACAUUUGACAGAAUUAUUAUUUAAAGUGAGAAAAAAAUGUUUACUUUAAAAUUUUUGUGAUAUUAUGCAGGUAAGCAUGUCGUUGAAAAAGUACCAUUACGAAUGGACAUUUUUACAUGAGUUUUUAAGUUUUUUCAAUUGGUCAAUUUUCCAUUCGCAAUGGAAAUUUUUGCUAAGGGAAAAGUCAGGAAAAAAAUACAGUGAAUUUCUCACGAGAUGAAUUUAGGUUUUUCCGAUUGCGGUUGUAUGGUUGUUAAAUUUCAAACAUACAAGAUUGAUUGAGAACUUCAAUAUUUUAGAAUCGUAGGUGGAAUUACAUUAUACUGACGUUAACUUAUUGAUUAUAAUGACAAAAUUAUGCAUUAUUUCGAUUGCUAUUGUAAACUAUAAUUUCAUAUCAAUGUAUCGUAGAUUUUCAUACAUAAGUAACUAUAUAUAGAGUGUAAUAGAAAAAUAAGUCUCCCAAUUCAUAGUACAUUUUGUAUUUUCGAUGUAAUAGUAUUGUGGAGGUGAAAUCAUCCAAUAAAUAUAUAUUUUUGUAAAUUA
Molecule: messenger RNA, 1249 nt
Organism: Linepithema humile (Argentine ant)
Lineage: Eukaryota; Metazoa; Arthropoda; Insecta; Hymenoptera; Formicidae
Source: RefSeq, a predicted model, not a curated record